Molecule: messenger RNA, 747 nt
Organism: Lactuca sativa (garden lettuce)
Lineage: Eukaryota; Viridiplantae; Streptophyta; Magnoliopsida; Asterales; Asteraceae
Source: RefSeq, a predicted model, not a curated record
AAAAUCAAAUACAAUUGACACCCAAAAUCAAAAUGUCUGACGAACUGCCUUUCCAUAUCCAAGAGGCAAUCCUGAAAAGGCUUCCUAUCAAAUCAUUGAUUCAGUUUAGAUCCGUCUCAAGAACAUGGAAGUCUUUGAUCGACAGCUCAGAGUUUAUUGCUGCUCACAGCAUCAGCCACACUCAGCCACAACAUCUGUUUGUAUGGUACACAGACACACAAGAAGAUAAAUAUGUUUCUUUUGUCGAUGAUGACUCUUUCCCCCAACAUAGUAAAGACGGAUAUGACAUAUUCAACGAGGAGCAACUUUGUUGUACUCUAUGGAUGGUGGAGCAUGGUGUAGAAAUAUCGUUUACAAAACUAUUCUCCAUCGAGGCACCAGGUGAUUUGAUGAGGGCAGUGGGUUUUAGGAGGAAGGGCGGACCUAUUAUGGAAGUCCAAGAUUAUAUCUUUGAAUCAACUGAAGAGCUUGUUGUUUAUGAGCCUAACUCGGAACAAAGCAAUCAUCUGAUUAGUGGAUCUUCAUUCAUCGUGAAUUCCUACAUUGAAACGCUAGUUUUGCUCGGUUGCUCUGAUUGUAGUAGCUACUGACACACGACUUUCAACGACAAUAUCCGCAAAUUAGUUGAAGUUUUUUAAAAAUUAGAUGCAUCUCAUAUAUUUUGAUGCCCUUUAACUGUCUAUUCAACGUUUGUAACAUUAUUGCCGCUAAAUCUCACAUUUUUAUGAACAAUAUUCAGUAAUAUCU